CUAACGGCCGGCACCAGGAACGCCCUGCGUCUCAAUCGACAGCCGAUGUCUUCGCAUAAUCCUUGAACGUUCGUGUGCCGAGAUGUCCAACCUUACGUCCGUCUUCGCGCUGGAUCCACCAGACGUGGACUCGAACUCUUGUUCUAGCGCCUCCUCCGGUCAGUACUCGGGCCGUAUCAAUCCGAACAGCCUUCUGGCCAACCUGAUCCCGCCCUGUCAGAAGGAGCAAGACUGGGAUUACGAUCAGUGUUACAGCUAUUAUGCGAACGGCUGCUACAACACCUGCCAGUUCGUUAAAUUCGGCGAUAUCGAGGAUUUCAUGAAUAACGAGAAGCGCAAGGAAAAGUCCAGAGAUGCUGCGAGAUGUCGGCGAUCCAAAGAAACAGAGAUAUUCGCAGAUUUGGCUGCUGCGCUGCCAGUGUCACAAGAGCAGGUUGCUCAGCUGGACAAGGCCUCGAUAAUGAGAUUGGCCAUAUCGUAUCUUCGUGUUAGGGAUAUGAUAAACCUGAUACCUGCGUUACCUGUAUCGGAAAAAGAUGUAAAAGCAGACGAAUCUACUUUUUUGAAAUCUUUGGAGGGAUUUCUCUUGGUCCUGUCCAAUGAUGGGGAUAUCGUCUACCUCUCUGAAAACGUCAGCGAUUACCUAGGAAUCGGACAGAUUGACCUGAUGGGCCAAAACAUAUUUGAUUACAGUCAUCCCUGCGAUCACGAGGAAAUUAGGGAGCUAUUUUCGGAUAAAGCGAAAGACGAUGGAAACGAUUCUCAGAAAUCCUUGUUCAUCAGGUUGAAGUGCACCCUCACGAGCAAAGGGAGAAAUGUUAAUUUGAAGUCGGCAACCUACAAGGUUCUACACCUCAAAGGACACAUAUUGAGAGCUGCUCCUAGUGAGAACGACGUCGAUCAGAAACUCAAGAAUUGCUACGCGGCCAUUGCGAAUCCCAUACCUCAUCCGUCUAACAUUGAAUCGCCGUUACCGAAACAAACUUUCGUGACUAAGCAUAGUUUGGAUAUGAAAUUCAUCCAUGCCGACGAUGAGAUUAUGAAAGAUGUCCUUGGAUAUUAUGAGGAGGAACUCCUAGGAAAAUCGGUAUACGAAUAUCAUCAUGCCAUGGACAGCGAUUCCAUCAUUUCUGCGUACAAGUGUUUGUUUUCGAAAGGACAAUGCGAGACUUCAAAAUACAGAUUCCUGGCAAAAAAUGGCGGUUAUGUGUGGGUGAUGACGCAAGCAACGUUGUUAUAUGACAAAGUUGGAAAACCCCAAAAUGUCGUGUGCGUCAAUUACGUCAUAAGUGGCGUCGAAUGCGAAAAUGAAGUCUAUUCGGCCAGUCAGUUAUCUUGUGUGACCGAGGACGAUCUGUCGACGAAGAUCGAGGACUCGGAGGUUGUGCUCCUCGAAGAGGUACCGCUAGAGGUGGACGAGGAGGAUCCCGAGCUGCGGGACAGCUUCCUGGACGGCGACGGUCUCCUGGGACCGAAACGCAACACGCAGAAGAUCCUGACGCAGAGGACGGAGGAGAUGAGCAGGGGUUUCCUCACCUUCACCGAAGAUUCUGGAUUGACAAUGCUGAAGGAGGAACCGGACGAUUUAACACAUUUGGCCCCGGUGGCCAGCGACGUAUGCGUCCCCCUCGAAGACCACCCAUUCCUCUCGGAAGUGUUCGAUGAUCUCUUGCUCAAGGACAACUUCAGCCCGCUCAUGAUGGACGAGCCCUUGGACCCGUUCAUCUCUUACAGGGACACGUACGAUAUGUCGCCGGAACUCCUGUCGCCGACGCUAUCAAAGAACUACGACUCAAGUCUGCCCUCCCUGAACAGCCCGAGCAAUUCCUUGGGCGAAGACGACCACAUCCCCUCCUUCGUCAACUACCCCGUAGAAGACGACAAAUUGGACUCUUCCAUCAGGCCCGGUUCCCCCUACAUUCCAAUGAGCAUGGACGAUUUACCGCUCCUCCUGUCAUCGUCGAACGAUCUCAUGUGGAGCAACAGCAGCAGUCCCAUACCCCCAAGUCCGACGAGUUGUAAGACCACGAGCGACAGUAGUUUGGCGCAAUUGUUGUCGACGACGGUCAAAACUACGACAAAGUCAAAUGCCAUAGAACUAGGUCAAUCGUUAAGGUCGGAAGGUACCACCACAUCUCACAGCAACAAACGAUCGAGUUCCAGCAGCACCAGCCCAUCGAGUAAAAGGAUGAGGACGGAACAGCCGAAAGAUAAGGUCUCUUCAGAACUCUUGCAUCAAUUAAUUUCGAAUAACGGCGCGAACGGCCGUGGUCAACGGAAAAAAUCGAGCUGGUUGCUGGACAGCCAAAAGGCCACGUGCGUAAGCCAGCCCAGCGAUAGCGUCCUAAUGAACUUAUUGGAAACGAACACAUUGAGGAGGAAAAUCAUCCGACAGCAAACUUCGGGCUCGAAUUUACACCGUUACCUACUCAGAGUCAACUCCAAAUCUCUUUUGGUCCCCGAGACUCAGCAUCAACCCAUCACUUCGCUCUUGACCCUCACCGAUAAGGACUACGAAGUGAACGCCCCCGUCAAUAGUGGUCUCCUCCAGGGAGAAGACCUAAUUAGGGCUUUAGAGAUCUGCGACACCAUUUAGCUAGGACCUACGCCCGUCGUGGUCGAAAAACAAGAAGUUGAAGUACCCCUUGUUAUAAUUAAUGGCUGUAGUGUAAGCAUUAAGAAUGUUAAAGUUGUUACAAAGGUUUCUAGUAAAACAGAGUAAUUAUUUUCGAAGAAAUUGUGACGAUGGUACUCUUGAAGAUGACCAGUGCCCAUGUCGACCUCUAGAUAUUAUUUGACCUUUUUUGAGUAGUUUAUCAAUAGUUUAUUCUUUAUUUAAAUUCUAUAUACCCUUAUAGAGAUAUGAAAUGCUUUAAAACUCUAUAAAUUCUGUAUAUUAUCCGAUAUGACUAUGAAAAACUUUCACCACUUUUCAAAGGUUUCUUUCUACAAAUCAGUCAAUUCUUUUGGCUAGUUCAUCUUCAAUUGAAACCCUGUAAUGUAAGAAACGAAAUUGAGGGUGAAUUUAAUUUUAUAUGCUAUAACAGAAUAAAGAAGUUAUUGAGUAAGCUUUUUUUCAAUGUUUUUUUAUGUUAAUGAUUGCAAUCCCGAAAUAAUUUGCUCAACUCCAACUUUCUCCGGACAUAUCGAAAAAUUAUCCUGAUUUAAAUCGAAGUUUGCAUAAUUUAUCCCAUUUUCACUUGGGUAUUUGUUGGCGAAAGAAAGCUUUAAAGGCGAUUGCAAUCUUUUUAAAGCCUUCUGAUAUGUGGUACUAUAUGAUUAUUGCAUAUCAGCAGAAAAAGCUUACUCAACCUAUGGAUGUUAGUUCAGAAGAAUGCUCCUUUUUAUAUUCAGAUGGAAAUAUAUGCUCAUAAGAGACCAAAUAUAGAUUUUACUGUCGCAUUGCAUUUCAAUUAUUUAUUUUCAUUUUCUAUUUUCGCUUUUUAUAUAACUAUAUCGAUUCGCCAAAGAUGUUUUUUCCCUAAACUUUCUUUAGCGAAUUAAUUGGAGUCUCGUUAAAUCCUAAGCUCUCUUGAAAAAUUGUGAAUGAAAGCAUCAAAUAUAUCAGAGAAAAAUUUUGAUAUCAGACAUCGUAAUUCCUUCAAUAUUUUUCUACAUUUGAAUAAAGAUAAGAACUGCUAUUUUUGAUGUGCUAUUGUUUAAUUCUCAUUGAAAUGUCCGAAAGAGUUAAAAACUGCCAUGUUACAGAUAGAAUCUUUUAAACACUGCAGCAUAUGUAUAUUAUUCAGUUUAAUUAUUUCAUUUAGGUUAAGGGAAAAUUUUAAACAGGAUUUUUUAAGAGGAAUACUAUAUUGUUGAAUAUUUCAGAUGCAAUAUUUUAAAGUAAGGUUUAACAAGUGCCCAUUGAGUAUUAGCUGCUUUUAUUAUUUGUUGAUAUGUAUUGAAAAUUUUAAUUUCUCUAUGUGUUCUCAAUUUUUUCUGUUUGUCAGUGACUGUUUUGAAUAUCAACAGGACUUUGUAAGAUAUUGUUACAAGUUUAAAAUAGAUGAAAAUAUAUUAUCUUAUGGGCAUAGUA
Messenger RNA from Coccinella septempunctata (seven-spotted ladybird), 4036 nucleotides. It is a transcript of the gene sima, whose product is annotated as hypoxia-inducible factor 1-alpha. The record is from RefSeq and is a predicted model, not a curated record. Gene Ontology annotation, molecular function: RNA polymerase II transcription regulatory region sequence-specific DNA binding; protein dimerization activity; DNA-binding transcription factor activity, RNA polymerase II-specific. The coding region runs from base 83 to 2596 and encodes 837 amino acids. The transcript has 12 exons. Gene Ontology annotation, biological process: regulation of transcription by RNA polymerase II; cellular response to hypoxia. NCBI's taxonomy places the organism in Eukaryota, Metazoa, Arthropoda, Insecta, Coleoptera, Coccinellidae.